AUGUUUGCAGGUCGGCUCUUCUUGAAAGAGAAGAGCAUUCUGCCCGCCGAAUUAUUGUUGCACCACAGCUUAUCACCGCUUGGGGGCAGUAGUCGUCUGGGCGAACCCAGGAGCAGUAACGCGAGAAGAAGAAAAGGUUCUGUCUGGCGAAGCGUCUCGGCGAAACGCUGGUUCGGUCCUGACAACAUUAAUGAGAUUGAUCUCCAACAGAGUGGCAGUGUGUGUGGAGUUGGCUUCUCGGUUUCCCAAAGAGCCAGUGAGUCUGCAGAGCAACAGAGAGAACAUGGACGCUACCACUGGAGCACUAUCUUGGUUAUUGUUUUAGGCGAGCUGCUCUGUCGUGUUGUUAAAAUGUGUGAUCAGAAAAAUGGCGGGGACCACGGUGAGCCGCUAAACAGCGAGGACGUGGACGACCUGUCGGCCAGUGAUGAAUCUGAGCCCGAAGAGCUACACAGAAGUGCUCCCUUUGACCCAGAGCUGGACGACGACGACGACGACGACGGGGAGGUUGUGCUUUCUGCUCCAGCUGCCGGUCACAGAGCUCAGACUCCAUUUAGUCUGAGGGGAGGGGGCUCGGCCUUCUCAAACCGCAGCCACAGCAUCUUCGAAUGCCUGGACAGUGUGGCCCGGCUGGCCUCCUCCUCUGUGACCCCGGAUAAAGUCACAGACGGAGUGUUUGCUCGGCCUCUGCCGCCACGCUCCAGAAGGAAGAUGAGCCAGCCUGUGUCCAGCUGCCCCACGCCAGCAAAGAAGAGAGGAGUCCCAGACUUCGUGGUGCACCCCGAGCGCUGGACCCACUACAGCCUGGAAGAUGUGGAAGAGACGAGCGAUAAGGACAACAGGAAGGCAGCUCACAGCUUCCUGACCAGUCUGCAACAGAGGAAAGGGCAGCAGGAGAGCCAGAGUGAUGCCUCCUCCGACAGCCAGCAGAAGAUGAUCUUCUCCAGACCCAGCGGGACUCCAAACGAGCCACCUGCUGAUCAGCUGCCUGUUGUCCCUGCUGAUCAGCUGCCUGUUGUCCCUGCUGAUCAGCUGCCUGUUGUCCCUGCUGAUCAGCUGCCUGUUGUCCCUGCUGAUCAGCUGCCAGUUGUUCGAGGCAAAGAGAAGGAGACACGCCUCAGUCAUCUGGAGGAGGACGUCGAGGAUGAGGAGGGCAGGGAGAAAGAGACGGCUGGAGGAAGGAGAAUAGAGAAAGCUGAGGAAAAACAGGAAGAUGAAGAAAAAGACCCGAGGGGAGCUGUGGGUCCACCAGAGGAGAAGAAACGGGUGCAAAAAGUAACAUAUGGGGAGGAGGAAGAGGAGGAAGAAGAGGAGAUGGAAAAGAUGGGAAAGAUGGAAGAGGCCAACUCAGCCUUCACCUCCUUCAGGAAGACGAAGCACAUGAACUACAGGAAGGGCUCCGGGCGAGAGGACAACUGAGCACAACACGGCUCUCUCUCACCUCAUCACCGUCUCAAAAUGAUACAAACAAACAAACAACUGCUGUUGUCUAUUCAAAUGUGCUGACUUUACUGUACGUCACCAAACCGUAACAAAAGUCGACCUUUUCUGCUCUACCUCCAACUUCUCCGGUGGGUAUGGUUGGAAAUGUGUUCUUCUGCACCGGUUGCCACGCCAACCGUGGAUUGAACUUCGUUAAUCUGUUCUAAAUAGCGUACCCCGUAGUGAGGCACGCUAGUUUUACAUCCACGGCUCACGAUCAUUUCAUUGGCUGGCCACAUUUUGUGGGUUUUUUCAAUAUUAAAAAAAAAAAUUGUGAGUGAAAAAAAGACCCAUUUAGUCAUCUUUUUUUUAAUAAGAAGUCUGAAAACAUUCAGAAAGUCAACGGGAAACCGAUUUCCACUCUAUCGUGGGGCUGCUAGCGUUAGCUUCAUUAGCUAGCCGCAGUGACAGGAGGCAACACCAACAGUCGUUGGCUAAACGUGAGACGCUCCUUCUUUCUCAGCUCCGUCAGUAUUUCCUCCUGGAUAACGGGCGUAGUUUUAAACUUCUGGUUAUGUAAAUUGAAACAAAACGCCUUGUUGGUGGUUAGGCAACACAGUUAGUUGAUUAAUUUAGUAAAACAUCAUGUUUUGGCAUGAAAUAGCUCGUAUGUGAUGUUAUUGAAGUUGCAGAUGUAAAUUAAAAUGAGUCGAUGUUGAUAAUUUGGUGUCACAAAGAACACAAGCGGCGGCCUCCUGGGUGGAGGUCUCGUGUUUGUCACCGUGACCUCAUUCUGCAGAAUCAUUUGAGAUGCAUCAACAAUAUAAUCUGUUUCCCUUAAAGUUUAGUUGUCGGUGAAAUCAGUUGAUUCCGAAUCAGCCAGAAAGUAAAAGUAAAAAGUCAAUUAAAUGUGGAACUUUAUUUUUUAUUUUUAUUGUGACUACAAAACCAACAUGAGGGCAGUGAGUACAUCCUGUGUCUGCAUAGCUGGUCAAAGUGGGGAGUGAAUUAAGAAUAUGUGUAGGAAUUUUUAAGGCAUUUUGGUGUUGAUGGUAAUUUGAUUUUUAUUUCUUGUUGCAUGUAUUUUUGAAUAGUCUCAAUUAAAAAUUUUGAUUUAUAUAUA
Molecule: messenger RNA, 2545 nt
Organism: Pseudoliparis swirei
Lineage: Eukaryota; Metazoa; Chordata; Actinopteri; Perciformes; Liparidae
Gene: tssc4
Product: tumor suppressing subtransferable candidate 4
Source: RefSeq, a predicted model, not a curated record